Manacus vitellinus (golden-collared manakin) is the source of this 1458-nucleotide messenger RNA. RefSeq names its product methyltransferase like 15 (gene METTL15). Gene Ontology annotation, molecular function: rRNA (cytosine-N4-)-methyltransferase activity. Gene Ontology annotation, biological process: rRNA base methylation. The record is from RefSeq and is a predicted model, not a curated record. Lineage: Eukaryota; Metazoa; Chordata; Aves; Passeriformes; Pipridae.
CAGCAUCCCGUGGUGAUGUGUGUGUUUGCUGUAGGGGCGCUGUGUUUUGUUGUGAAACCUCAGUUCUGGGUUUCUGCAAAGUUAGAGGGAUGUGCACUAACGAAUUUAAGGUUGAUCAACUCCAAAAUGUUAUCUCGGUAUCUCUGCCAAGUUUACAAGUGUUUGUUUCUCCACAACUUAAACCUGAAUUCGGUAAGCGUGGCUAGUCUGGCCAGAAGGAUCCAUAUUUCAUCAAAAAAGCUUUCUGACUGUGAGUUAAAGGAACAAACCAUCCAGAAAUGCAAAACUGAAGAGUUGCCUCAAAGUACGGAAAAGAGUAACUUUGGAAGAUUGCAUACACCAGUGAUGCUGGAGGAGGUUCUUAGUUGUUUAUCCCCCCAGCCAGGUCAGCGUUUCCUCGAUAUGACGUUUGGAGCCGGAGGUCACACGACAGCUCUUCUGGAGAGAGCCAACGACAUCACCGUGUAUGCCCUGGACAGGGACCCCACAGCCUACAGGAUAGCUCAGCAGCUCUCAGAAUCCUACCCGAAACAGAUUCAACCUCUUCUAGGACAGUUUAGCCAGUCAGAGGCUUUGUUACUCUCGUCUGGGGUUGAGCCAGGGACUCUGGAUGGAGUUCUCCUGGAUGCUGGCUGUUCUUCCAUGCAAUUUGAUACACCCGAAAGAGGUUUUUCCCUGCAGAAGGAUGGACCUUUGGACAUGAGGAUGGAUAGUGACAGGUGCCCUGCCAUGCCCACUGCCGCCGAUGUUGUGAACGCGCUGGAUCAACAGGCGCUUGCGUCCAUCCUCAGGGCGUACGGGGAGGAGAGGCACGCCAAGAAAAUCGCCUCGGCCAUCGUGCAGGCACGCAGCAUAUACCCCAUCACCAGAACCCAGCAGCUUGCAAGCAUCGUUGCAGGUGCUUUUCCAGCAUCAGCACUGUACGCACGGAAGGAUUUGCUUCAGAGACCCGCGCACGUCGCUACCAAAACUUUCCAAGGCCUGCGAAUAUUUGUCAAUGAUGAGCUCCACGAACUCUUCAUAGGACUGAAGACAGCUGAGAAGUUUCUGAAACCCGGAGGUCGCCUCGUAGCCCUCUCCUUUCAUUCGCUGGAAGAUCGUAUUAUCAAACGUUUUCUUCGUGGGAUAGACAUGACAGAGAAGUACAAUCUUAGCUCAAGGCAGAAGAUAAGGCAGGCUCUGAAAAAUCCCUCCAAAAAAGAAGACACACGAGAAUCUCCCCAUGGAAAAUCCAACUCCAAGUGGAUUUUUAUACAGAAAAAAGUUCUCACACCCCAGGCCAAGGAUGUUCAAACAAACCCGAGAGGAAGGUCGGCCAAGCUAAGAGCUGCUAUUAAAGUCUAAAACAAAAUAUAUGAUUAGAUAAUUGUAUAAUUUCCUGUAAUUUUUUUUUUCUGGAAGGCUAACUGGACAGGUAGUAUCAAACUGAAAAAAUAAAAUGAAGGCUGUUAGAAAACA